This is a messenger RNA of Colossoma macropomum (tambaqui), 3004 nucleotides long. It is a transcript of the gene tbr1b, whose product is annotated as T-box brain transcription factor 1b. Gene Ontology annotation, cellular component: nucleus. The transcript has 6 exons. Gene Ontology annotation, biological process: commitment of neuronal cell to specific neuron type in forebrain; regulation of transcription by RNA polymerase II; positive regulation of DNA-templated transcription. Bases 1 to 2142 code for a protein of 713 amino acids. Gene Ontology annotation, molecular function: DNA-binding transcription factor activity, RNA polymerase II-specific; RNA polymerase II cis-regulatory region sequence-specific DNA binding. The record is from RefSeq and is a predicted model, not a curated record. NCBI's taxonomy places the organism in Eukaryota, Metazoa, Chordata, Actinopteri, Characiformes, Serrasalmidae.
AUGCAGCUCGAGCAGUGCCUCUCGCCGGCGCUCGCGCUUUCCGACAAGUGCGCGCACGUGGGCAGCGGCGGCCGCGCGAGCUCGCGAGGGUCCGAUCUCGCGCAUGCCAUGAUUACGCGCGCCGGCGACGGCGGCGACCUGGAGAGAAGGAGUUCACCUGUGAAAAAAAACUGCAGCGGGAUGACGAAUGAGUCCGAGGCGGACGCCUUCGCGGACUCUAAGGGCCCGGCGGGGGCCGCCCAGAGCGCCAAACUCUCUCCUGCCCUCGACGGCGCGCCCGACAUUCGCCACACCUUCGAUGGCUGCGCGGCAGAGCGCUGCCUCGCGCCUCCUCCGUCCAGCCACGCGCCACCGCCGCCGCCACCACCACCACCGCCGCCGCUCUCCGCGAGCCCCACGCCCAUGUUCCCGUACGCGAGCCAGCACGGCGCGGCGCACGCCGCCUUCUCCAUCGCCAGCCCGAGCCGCUACAUGGCGCACCACCCGGUGAUCGCCAACGGCGCCUACAACGGCCUGCUGAGCGGCGCGUCCCCGCAGGGCUACGCGGGCGCCGGCUACCCGUACGCGCAGCAGUACGGCCACGCGUACCAGGGCGCGCACUUCUACCAGUUCCCGUCCGCUCAGGCGGGUCUGGUCCCGGGCAAGGCGCAGGUGUACCUGUGCAACCGCGCGCUCUGGCUCAAGUUCCACCGACACCAGACCGAGAUGAUCAUCACCAAGCAGGGCCGGCGGAUGUUUCCUUUUCUGAGCUUUAACAUAUCAGGUCUGGACCCGACUGCCCACUACAAUAUUUUUGUGGAUGUGAUCCUGGCUGACCCGAACCACUGGCGCUUUCAGGGGGGGAAAUGGGUCCCGUGCGGCAAAGCGGACACCAAUGUGACAGGGAACAGAGUGUACAUGCACCCGGACUCUCCCAACACUGGAGCGCACUGGAUGCGGCAGGAGAUUUCAUUCGGAAAACUCAAACUAACCAACAACAAGGGAGCGACCAACAACACGGGACAGAUGGUGGUGCUGCAGUCUCUGCAUAAGUACCAGCCCAGACUGCACGUGGUGCAGGUGAACGAAGACGGAACCGAGGACACGAGCCAACCGGGCCGCGUGCAAACCUUCACCUUCCCGGAGACCCAGUUCAUCGCGGUCACGGCCUACCAGAACACAGAUAUCACACAGCUGAAAAUCGACCAUAAUCCGUUUGCUAAAGGAUUCCGGGACAACUACGACACUGUCUACACAGGUUGCGACAUCGACCGGUUAACGCCGUCCCCGGGCGCGUCCCCGCGCUCGCAGCUCGUGCCCGGCGCCAGAUACGCGGUGACGGGCUCCUUCCUGCAGGAGCAGUUCGUGGGCUCGUACGCGGCGGCCAAGUCGCGCUUCCACGCGGGCGCGGGCGGCGCUGCUGGCGCGGAUCGCGGCGUGCCGCUCGCCAACAGCCUGCUGUCGCCGCAGCCAAGCGACGAAGCCGCGGUGGGUUCCCCGCAGCGCUGGUUCGUCGCCCCGGCCAACAACCACCGCCUGGACUUCGCCGCCGCCUCGGCGUACGACGCCGCGGCCGCCGCCGCCGCCGCUGAUCUGGCCGGCAACGCGGCCACGCUGCUGUCGUACGCGGCCGCCGGGGUCAAGCCUCUCCCGCUGGGCGCCGCGGCAGGCUGCUCCAACCGCGCGCUCGGCUACUACGGCGAGGCGCCGGCGUGGGGCGCGCGCACCCCGCCCCAGUACUGCGGCGGCGGCACGGCCGGCAUGGGCGCCACGUCCGUGGGCUCCACGGCGGGCACCGCCGCCAAGCCGGGCUCCGUGCUGUCGUGCUGGGGCAGAGCCGGCGCCUCCGGAUACCUGCUCGGGCCCGACGACAGCGACGGCGCGACGGCGCCCGACAGGUCCCCGCUGGGCGCUACGGACGAGGCCAGCAAGGCCAAGGAGCUGUCCGAGGCCGCGUGGAUCGAGCCGCCCUCCUCCAUCAAGUCCAUCGACUCAAGCGACUCGGGCAUCUUCGAGCAGGCCAAGCGCAGGAGGAUGUCACCUUCGGCCACGCCGCUGUCCGAGACGUCGUCGCCGUUAAAGGCCGAGAUCCUGGCGCCCAGGGAGUGCGAGAAAACUUGCCCCAAGGACAUGGGCUACUACAGCUUCUACCCCCACACCUAGGGCCCCUCUCCGAGGAGCCCCGCCAAUAUUUACCCAUCUACUCACAUUUUAACCUAGGCUCCUUAUUUAUUCUGUUUAUUUACGUGUCUACCGUUUAUAUAUCUAGUUUUACCAACCUGUCCUUACUGUUCCCUGUAGUCAUAAGGCUCGCGCUCUUUUUAAAUCCUUAUAAAAGGUUUAUAAAAAAAGACCUCGUUGGCGUUUGAGAGAUGACCAUGUAACUAAAUAAUGUACAUACUUAUCUAGACAUCUCAUUAACUGUUGAUGUACAGCAUGGAAAAGGACAGAAUGACUAGUCGUUGUGCUCUUAGAGUAAGUUUCACGAGGAGCCGUAAUGUUAGAGGAGAAGUUGGUGAGGCCCAGCGUGGUUUUUAAUCCCACACAGGACUGUACUGCGGGCCAGACCACCAAACUUUGGCUAGUGAGUGGAGUAGAGAGCAAACGGACCAUUGCUCAGUAUUGCUGUUGCUUUGUAGCCUCGCCAUGUCUCUUUGGGAAAUCUAUUAGUCUGUAGUUUCAUUGUUGCUCUUAACGUUCAUCAUUUUGUAGGCUGUACUUUGUUGUAACGCUGUUGGUAGGCCAUUCAUCAGUAAAAAAGAAAGAUAAAAAGGCUAAAUAACUCUAAAGAUUGAAGGCCUUGGUGUUCUGAGGCCAGCAUUCACUGGUUUGUACAGGGCAGGCAUCAUUUCCCAUACACCCCUCCACUGUGUUACCAUCAAUGACGUUUUUUGUGAUUUAAUGGGCGUUUUGUUCCAUAUACCAGCAUCAAGUCCAUUAGGCCUGCUGAAAAGCUGAUGUAAUUGUGGUGUGCUUCUUUGCAAUAAAUAUAAAGAGAGUAUGAACCUCUUGACAAAAUAACCUG